Molecule: messenger RNA, 1885 nt
Organism: Brassica oleracea var. oleracea
Lineage: Eukaryota; Viridiplantae; Streptophyta; Magnoliopsida; Brassicales; Brassicaceae
Product: type I inositol polyphosphate 5-phosphatase 8-like
Exons: 11
Coding region: 184-1674 (496 amino acids)
Biological process (GO): phosphatidylinositol dephosphorylation
Molecular function (GO): phosphatidylinositol-4,5-bisphosphate 5-phosphatase activity; inositol-polyphosphate 5-phosphatase activity; phosphatidylinositol-3,4,5-trisphosphate 5-phosphatase activity
Source: RefSeq, a predicted model, not a curated record
CUCUAUUUCAUCCUUCACAACUUUCUAGCUCCCACAAAUCUCUGGCAAAAGAUAAAAACACACCCAAGUUUAAACUGGCCCUUGUCCAUAUAGCUUAUUAAUUAUCAUAUCCUCAUCCUAUAUCAUCUUCAAAUUGUGGUUCUUGACUUUGUACAAAAACGGUGGCGAGAAAAAUACAUAACUAUGGGGAAGAUCUUGAAAUCUAAGUCUUCUUGGCCGGUAACCGUUGUUAGGAAGUGGCUAAACUUACGUAGCAACGCUUACGAAUUUCAUUCCGAUUACCCAGUCAAAGGGAAGAUGGAGCCGACUCAGCCGAGGAGGAAAAGUUGCUCCGACGGUGAUUACUACAAGAUCGUGCCGGAAAAGUUUCCAGGUUGGCUGGGCCAAGAAAAUGGGGAUUUCAAACAAUCAACUGAUGAAGAUCAUAUGAAACGUGUUGAUGACCUCAAAAUGUUCGUCGGCACAUGGAACGUGGGAGGGAAGUCGCCACAUGAUGGAUUAAUGGUGAAAGAUUGGCUUAAAACUUCCACCGAUGCCGAUAUUUACGUGCUAGGGUUUCAAGAAAUCGUGCCGCUAAAUGCUGGUAACGUACUUGGAGCAGAGGACAACGGCCCCGCGACUAAGUGGUUGUCUCUGAUUCGAGAAGCCUUGAACAACAACAACGACUUAUCACAAAAUGACCUCGAAGUUUCUAAAAAUCACAGAACCUCCUUCGAACUUACAAAAUCAUCACAACCUUCCCGUCGUAGCAUCUCUAACUUCCCCGAUGAUAACCUAGUGGCAUGCAAUUCGACCCUUGAUCGAGGAUACUCCCUUGCAGCCAGUAAACAGAUGGUGGGGAUCUUUUUGUGUGUGUGGGUAAGAGAUGAUCUCCAGAAACGUAUUACAAACCUUAAGGUGUCGAGCGUUGGUCGUGGCAUCAUGGGAUAUCUUGGAAACAAGGGCUCGAUAUCGAUUAGCAUGUCGUUGCAUGAGACGAGUCUAUGCUUUGUUUGUACGCAUCUUACGUCCGGAGAAAGAGAAGGCGACGAGGUCAGAAGGAACUUAGAUGUAACCGAGAUAUUAAAGAGGACAAGAUUUUCGCGUUCUUCUAAAGAUUCUCACCAACCCGAAACGAUAAUGGACCAUGAUAAAGUAAUAUGGCUUGGAGAUUUAAAUUAUCGGUUAAGGGCCAGUAGCGACGUACAUGACCACCUUAAGAAUCAUGACUGGGAGGCACUUCUAGAGAAAGAUCAGCUAAAGAUAGAACAAAGAGCUGGUAGAGUUUUUCAAGGAUGGGAAGAAGGGAAGAUUUAUUUCGCACCAACAUAUAAAUAUCACAUAAACUCAGAUAAUUAUGUCGCCCAAACCGAAAAAUCAAAAGAAAAGCGCAGAACACCAGCUUGGUGUGACCGAAUAUUGUGGAAAGGUGACGGGAUGAAACAGAUUUGGUAUACUAGAGGAGAGUCGAGAUUCUCGGACCACAGACCGGUUCAAUCUCUAUUUUCGGUUCACAUUGAUUCAACUCAAAAUCAAUCAAACCGGAAAACUAAACCGAACAACCAAAACCAUCGUCCCAACCCGGUGUUGCCUUACACAUGCCACGGGAAAGUCCAGGCUGAAGAGAUCUUGUUGCUCACACGAGCACAAAGUUGUAUAGACACACAACCUAGACUUAUAUCGUCUGCUUCCUGAUUUAUUAGUUACUUUUUGGAUGUUUUCAUGUUGGCAAAGAAGAGAUGACACAUGGAUUCCUAGGAUUGGACAAUGGAGCUUUCAUAUUGGCAAAAGCAGGAUUGUUAAAUGUUUUUUAAUACUGGGUUAACUUUGUUUUCUUGGUUCCCUAUAUUAGCUAAAUUUUGGAAGAAAUGGUAGUUUUUUUGUUUUUACAAUUGUGGAGUUUGAG